This is a messenger RNA of Ooceraea biroi (clonal raider ant), 8239 nucleotides long. RefSeq names its product potassium voltage-gated channel subfamily KQT member 1. The record is from RefSeq and is a predicted model, not a curated record. Lineage: Eukaryota; Metazoa; Arthropoda; Insecta; Hymenoptera; Formicidae.
UCGCGUCGCGGGACGAUCUCCUCCGUGGUCGUGGGGUGGCCGAUCUCGGCCGCAUCGUUCUAGUGGCAAACGAGCGUGAUUUUUCACCCCGCUGCCCCUCGGUGCGAGGGUCACGAAGGGUCCUCACGCGCGUAAAACGCGUACGGGGAUCAGUUCAGCCGAGCGGUCGCGCGCGCGGAGGGCGCGAGCGGCACAUGUCUCUCUACGCGCGCGUGGCAGACGCGUUAUCGUUAUCGCGCGGUUAUCGCCGUUCGACGAGCGGGAGCGCCGCGACAGGAAGCCCGGUCACCUCGCCCGGCCCGCUCGCGCGCGCUGGCUAGCUUCCAUGGAGGCUACGCUGGCGAAGCUGGCGCGGAGUUGACCGUGCGGGCGCGAGGACGCGCGACGGACAGAAUCGAUGCCGCGGCGCGAGUCGGAACCGCGAGUGCCGUAGAGCCGACACGCGACACCGUCGUUUCCAGAGUCCUGCAACGCGCCGCCGUGCCUGUGAGCGACCACGACGGCGGCAUCGUCGCGCGCGCGAGGAGCAUCACCCUCGCAGUCAGCCUCGCACCGAGGACCAGGAGUUUCCGGAGCAGUGCGCGAGCCGGGACCACCAUCGCCACCACCACCACCAUCAACCACCACCACCACCACUGGACUUCUCUGGCAACAGGACGGACAUUGACGGCGAGGUAGUCGACGAGGACCUCUUCCGAGAGUGCAAGUUGGAGACUCGUCCGAUCUUGGUGACCUGGGCAUGGUCUUAGGUGCGACGGCGGGGCGAUGACGCUCAACCACCGUCCGUCGCCAUCAGCAAGAGUCCCUAAGGACUCUCCCAGCUUCCCGCUCCCGGUACCGGUCCCGAUCCCGAUUCUGAUCCAACUUUCUGACAACGGGUGUCACUACCCGAAGAGCAACGUUGUGAAAGCGUGCGCGAUUGCUGCAGCGGGGAGGAGGUAUGAGAGACCGCCCUCAUCAUUACCGAGAUCAUCACGGGCAGGCCAUGCCACUCGAGGAGGUUCAAGGGCUGUUACUUCCACCCUCCAGAACAGGUAACCGGGGACCUCUGAAUGUGACGAUUGUACAGGUCGGCAGAGGAAAUGGAGGCGGCGGUGGAGAUGGCGGAAGUGAUUUGCUGAGAUUGGAACCGCCGUCGGAUUUAAGACCGGCCCCGUCGCCCCUAUCCGACACCAGUGCUACCUUGCAGUCUGACAACAAUGACACCUUGGCCGGAGGUGUGGAUCCAAGAUUGUUAUUGGGAACUGGUGGCGAUCGCAAUACCUGGGAGGGUCGCUAUCACGUGAAGGAACAUCGACGCGCUGGGAAAGCUACCUUUCAGGGUCAAGUUUACAACUUCCUCGAGCGUCCAACCGGCUGGAAGUGCUUCCUGUACCACUUCUCUGUAAGGGAUCCAUGUCAUCACCAAGCAUCACGUUAAAUACUUGCAUACUUGUCCAAUCCGAAUUUCAUUCGCUUGCCUUAUCAGUCGCUUGCCGCGCUCAAUACGUCAAGGGAAGAUGAAACGUACGUACUUGUUGGCACUGCAGCAUCAAUCUUUAUUGCCACCCGAUAAAUAUUAUUAAUACAGUAAGAAAGAUUGAUGGCGUUUCCAAUAUCGAUGUGUCUCGGAGCAGCGAUUAAUAUGCAGAAGCUUAUCUCAGAUAAAGAUAAAUUCAGAUAAAGAGGACGUUUAACUCUUGCGGCUCGUAUAUCGUUUUUUUCACGUUAUCAUUAAUUGAAAGUUUCUCAAGUUGAAGUGAUUGAGAGAAAUGAAAGAAUGGCAGGCAAGAGAUGUAUAUGUACACCAUGAACAGGUUAAUGCUUCCCACAAAAGCCCACAAAAACCGCCGGAUGAAAUUAGUCAGUCGGUCAGUUCUGUACACUCGAUUACAGUAAUAACUUUGUAUGUUUUUGCGCAAUAUUUUCUCGGUUUGCGUUAGGCCAACGAUAACGCAAUAUUCUUUAUUAGAAAUUUAUAUGAUGGAUGAAAUAUCCAUCUGUGCGCGAGACGCUUUAUGCUUCCCCAGAGUGUUCUCCGAAUGUGCACGUCGAUAAAUAAAGCUAUAUAUCCCGACACAGAGAGAGAGGGAGAGAGAGAGACAUAGUACGACUGCUUCAUCAAGUGAUAUGUACUUGCUUAUUACGAUUUCGUAAUGUUCCCGUAUUUGUGAUUCAAUGGUGUUUGCAAUCUGGGACUCGAACAAAUUGAUUUCAUGAUUAAUACAUUAUUCUUCCAACUAUUCUCGCCAAGAAAUCGUCCAAAUAUCUAGACAACGUGCUUUGCAAGAUGACGAUACACAUGUAGAAAUAUUAGCUACAUAAUUUUUCCAGAAAAAAACUUUUACUAUUUUCACGAGACAUUUUUUGCUAAUCGGGCCUUUUUUUAUUACAAAGCCUUCUUACGGUUUAUACGUAGCUUAGGUUCAAGGCGCACAGAUGGCGGACUCUAUACGGCAGCGGUCACUCUACUUGGUCUGAUCAAUAUUCUCAUUUCAUUAUUUUUUCUGUACAGAAAUCUGCAAUGUUAAAGCAUGCGAGUUUUAUUGCUAGUUAUUAUCGGGCGAGCAAGGACGAAAAUACGCAUUUAUUGACGUGCAAUUCGUGUUACCAAAGUUGCGAUACAGUGAAACCACAUGUUUCGAAAAGCACAUGGUAAAGUUUACCUGGAUAUAUCGAUAGUUUACGCAAUUUCGGUGGCGACAAUGUUGUACGUACAGUAUCUGCAUUAUCGCACGUGACUUGCCGUUACUUCUCUAGAUUUGUACCAAUGAUACAGAGGGAAUGAUUUAGGAAUUUUUAAGAGUUUUAUGGAAAAAAACAAUAUAUAUAUAUGAGGGUCACCAUGCCAGGUGAUACUCCACCGUCAACUCUCGGUAUUGACGUAGCAUCUGCGAGAUGUUGCGUUGGAGGAAUAAAUUUGGCAUUACGCAGCGAAAUCUGCCUGGCGUCAGGUCAGGAAAUUGGCAUGUAGGUCUGAAAGGAACGCGCCGCUUUAUGCAUACAAGAUCAUCUUUCUCCGUCGCGCACGGUGAUUAGUGCGUCAGUUUUCCUCACGGUAUACUCGCAAUGCAUAAUUGAUAAUUACGACACCAUUACAUGGCAAGAAGCUGAUUGUCGACAUUGCGAUGCAAUGAUAAAUUCUCUAUAACAAAAGUUUAUACCAUUUACGCGCGCUUUCGAGAUGAAGCUUUGCGUUCUCACAAACUCCGUGGCAACUCCAUUAUUGACGUAACAAAGUCUACGUUGCACUUGCAGUACAUACUGUAAACCGAGCGCGACAAAGAGAAAGACAAUCUCGGAAAUGUAUUAUCGGAUGGAUUACAAGCGGUUGCUUGGUGAGUGGUGGACGAGAGCUCUCAAAUCUUGAGGUAAUUCAAAGACAAAGGUCUACGGAUGCUUCCCGUGGCUUGUACGACUUUCUCAUGCCACCCUUUCGCGGCACGCAUUUCCAAGUAACGUAGGACGCAUGAUCGAAAUGUGCGUCACGCGAGCACGGAACGCACGUGGCAUUUCAAUAAUUCAUCUCAACCGUCCUAGCAAGGAAUUUGCUUUCGCCCUUCCGUUUCUUUUUACGUUUCGUCCUCGGGAACGGGAGAGAACGAGGGUGAUUCCUUCGUUCGUCCGUCUCCGUAACGCAACGAGUUACGGGAUUACGCUACUUGGAGCUUGUGCUCGGAGCACGAAGAAGAUCGAAUUUAUUGUUAUUGUCCAACAAAGAAGAUUUGGAAAAUAACAUGGAUUUAUGAUCACGACUGAAUACUGUUGAGCAAUGUUAAAGAUGAGACGGAAACGAGAUCACUGACGAGUUACGUGCUCGAGGGACGCGCGACGCGAAAGGGCUAAUGUCCAACGACCAACAUUGAUUUUCUUGCUUUUACAAUGUCACAUGUGACACAAACUGACACGAAGCCCGUCUAAGUAACAUUGCUCGGAUGACUCGCCUUGCAAACGAUAACAUCGUGAUACAUUUACAUCCCGUCUCAAGUUGUUGCUUUUUCGUGAAAACGAUCAAUAUGAGCUUUUCGGAAUGUCAAAAAGAAUUAAGAAUGUCAAAAAUGUGUCGUCGCGCUUGCAGUAUACGGGAAGGGGAGGGGGGGAGAAGGGGGGGGGGAAGGAAGAGGAAGAGAGUGUAAUUUAUAAAUAAUAUAGUUUCAAUGUGGCUACCGUAACCGAAUUUGUCAGAUGUUUCGGUUUCUUUGAACACGAAAGCUCAAGUAAACGUGGCAGUAGGAUCUUACUAGGAACGUGACGGAGAACGACGCUAAUAAAUGAGUUUCCCCGCUCUGUGAUCGCUCGCGGCAACGAACAAUUCUAGCUGCAAUCUUCCGCGCACGAAACCCACGAAUUCCGCAUUGCAGGUGGUCGUGACGCACCAUUAUACGUGGACAAUGCAAAAUCGACAAAUGUCAUUAAUUGUGCAUCCUUUUCCAUGCAGUCAUUGUUUCGCGUUCCAAUUGGGACCGCAAAGAUACAACAUGUAUGUUUUGUCGUAAUGUCGUGCUUGUUAUUAACGAGGAAAUGUUUAAUCGAAUUAUUAGAAUAAAAAAUUGUCCAUUAUUUAUGAAAACGUAUAUAAAAAUACGUGUACAUACAUAAAAAUCUUUCUCUUUCACGUGCAGUUCCAAUAAAUCCAAGAAAAAAUAAAAAUCUCAUUAAAGAGUUGCAGGUUUUAACACUGGCUUCCUAUAUCCUCACACGUUCAUACGAAGCGCCCAACCGCUCGUCUACUCCAUUGUCUGUUGUCUAUUGUAUCGCUAUUGUAUUGCACGUACGCCAGUGUUCUUGUUGCUGUAAAUGCGAUAUAAAGGGGCAAAAAAGCUGCAUCAACAUGUGUUUAACUGCCAUGACUGCCGCAGAACGGAGAGACGUCAAUCAAUCUGAUUCAGUAGACUAGAAAAAAAUUUGAUUCGAUAAAGAAUUUGCUUGUCGCAUUACUCGCCUUUACCGAGAGUACAAGUCGAUGAGGAAGGAAAGCACAAAAUUGACUUUUCGAUUUUCAUGCGUGUUUCGGCGAUGAAAAAUGCCAGCUUAUCUCGCGAUAAGGUGCAUCCAUUAUCGAGGAAGAGGCGCAUAUCGACAUGCUAGUAUGAGGGGAGCUGAAGGGGGAGGAGGAGGAGAAGAAGGAACAGAGUGCAGCGAGAAACUAUCGUGACACCGUCGACACGCCAAGGCUUGGUGACCCGCAAACAGCGGGACACUCCAUUCCACAAAAGCCGUCCGUCAAGCAUCAAUAAUGUAGGAGGGUCGUAGCAUGGCCUUGUCGCGAGAUAUCGACCCGUUCGCAAAUAUCGAUUACUUCCAUCCACACGAUGGCCCAAGAUGCUGCCAAGUACGUUACAAAGUAAUUUCUAUUUCUAUUCUAAGUAAUUUCGCCGUAUACGCACACGAGGCGAGGCGCUACACAUCGAUAAGAAUUCCAUUUUGUAUGUUCUUUGGAUCGUUUCACCUUAGUUUCGAGUUCCAUUCACGCCCGAUUGUCAAGUCAGGCAGGCGAAAUGUUCGUCGGCUUGAUUCUCCCCUGAUUUGUCAAUUUUCAUCUCCUCUCUCUCUGGCUUCUCCUUGCCUCUUCCAUUUCUUGCCAUUUCCCAUUCUCUGGAUUUUCUUCCUCUCUCAACCACUCCCAUUUGGUCGCUCGCUCCGUUCUAUAGAGGGUAUUUAUCGAUCGCGCCGGCUCUAUAAAUAGGCACGCGGGACGGCGGUAUUUAGCAUUUCACACAACCAACUAUUUGCAUUGGCUGCAUGCAGCUUGACAAGUGGAUGAUACGUCGCGUCGACUCACUCGCGAGGAAAAGAUGACGGUAUCAUCUCAGCGCUCAUGUUCCCUUUCCCAGAGUUACGGAGGUGUACAUACAAAUUGCGGAAAUUCCGGAAGCGCGCGCGAACGAAACGAGACACGAGCAAACUUGUCGCGAUUAAGACCGGAAAUCUUCUCUCCGAAGUACAGGAUUGGAAAUUCUCGAUCCAUGAUGUUUGUCCGCGUUUUGAGAGUAGAAUAUACAAUAUAUGUAUGUACGACAAUGCCAUAAUACACGCGACAAUGUACUGUGCAACGUCAACCAAUUUAUCCCAAACGCAGACCUCAAAUCGACAUUGAAUCCGAUAUCGAUACAAAGUGAUCACCAAUUAAGUCCGGCAUGUUCGUACGUACAUACAUGUUUCCGCCUCCCGUAUCUGAUCGUGACUUGAAUGUCCGCAUCGAAGCUGACUCCGAAGGCUCCUUUCUAGGUUUCGUAACAUUAGCAAACAUUUGGUGGCUUCAAUGGCAGUAUAUACCUGACAAUUUCCAGAUACUCGUAAUUUCUAGUGUUGCGCUACCAAAUUUUAGAUUAUACACCGUAAUAUCUCGUCUUUCGUAUCUUUGCUCUGUCUCUGUCUCUCUCUACGCGUCUUUCAAAGUUCGAUACUCAUCAAGAAACUAUCGGGACUAGGAGACGCGCGAGCUAGCGUAAUCCUCUUUUCCUAUUGAUUGGCACACGGCCCGUUGCUGUGGUUACCAAAAGGUUGCUACAAUCCUUUCAUCAGCAACCAUUUAUUGGACGAACGUUAUCCGUUUGAGCUCGCGUAGGCUCGUGCCGAUAUUAGAGAACGAUGCUCGUAAUGAUGAAUAGUGCAAUAAACGAAAACGAAUCGCUCGUUGUUUUCCAAGUUUGCGUUUUACUCGUAUUCUCGACGCGACGAAUGUACAGUACGCUCAACAAGAAGAAUGUUGCAAAAAUUAAGUGGAAAACAUUUUCGUUUCGCGCGUGUAUCUUGACAGGUAUACCGAUCGCAAUAAAACGCAGACUUUAUUUUUGAAGAAGCGCAAGAGUAACAAAAUUUAUUCACUUGGAAAAGUUGAACGACGGAAGAGCGUUAUCACGAAUAUAUAUUAUACUUGGCGCGUUAGAUAUUAUAAAUAAAGACCGCUUAUUCUCUCUGUAAGUUUUUAAUUACAGGUUUUUCUUUUCUCCACACGCAUACUCGCCUAUUGUCUCGCUAUUGAUGAAAUGUGCGAUAACAAGGGAUAAUGCUUGUUCCAACAAAUUGCACAAUCCUACAGCUGUGUGCAAUCAACUAGCCCUAGACUAGUGUCCUCUUACGUGCGAUUAUACCCUAGGUGAAAUCGGAAACAAGCGAUAUUUUCAAUUGCAUAACAAUGCAACCAGAUGGCCAACACUCUAUUAUUGUUAGUUGGGCUACGUGCGGUUGAAAUGUUUGUGCAGUUAGCUGCAAGUUUGCGCACAAACAUAUCCCGCGUCGGACGUAGGUACACAGGAGCGACGUCAUGCAUCGGACCAAGUGGGGCGUCAAAAUCAAUCGAACGAACAUUUUGAAUGUAGUUUCAUGGGAUAGAGGAUAUGUGGAACAAAAUGAAUUACGCAAGUCAAUUACGCGUGACACGAUCGAGUUUCCUGGUCGUAUUUUCUACAAUACACUCGAAAUUAUGCAACUUUUUUCAAUUACCAUUCUGUAACAGUUGUUAUAUGUAUAACAGUCAACAUUUCUAACUUUUAAAUGACUUUAAGAGAAGGACAUUUCAAGUUGUAAAUGACAACGUCAUUCGAUAAAGGUCGUAAGGUGUUUUCAUUAAAAGGGACGAUUUAAGUAACGUUCUCGAAUCAAUCCUUUUUCAUGCAUGUCGUAGUUUCUGUCGCACCCGGUUCAAUUAAUCGCACGGUAAUCGCGAGACCCUUAAAUUACUUCUAAAACAGGUUUCAAGUUAUUUCAGGCAUCUCCCUCAUCGCGUAAAGCUGUUGUUGCUUGAGCGAACUAUCGCCAACUAUCGCGAUUAUAGAUAUGAAUUGUGAUAAACGUGUCUAUUAUACAUAAACUUGGAGUAUUUCAGUUUGAUCUUUGCUCGAGUGACUGGCGACUUGUUCGCGACUUGUUCAGUCAUCCUCUUGUUUUUCCCCAACGCUGCUUAAGAUUAAGGCGUCUCUUUUCGCCACUCACCAAGUAUUCUCCUGCGAAAAAUCUACUGGGAGUCGGUGGCCUUCUCGCAUUCGUUGUUCAACAAUCGAAACAGUUCACGGGACAAUGCGCUGAAGCAAACACAGAAAAAGACAUAGGGAUAGGGGUAGAGAGAUAGGGGCAGUACGGGCGAAAGUUUGGAACAAGAGCGAAAGAAACAUGUCGCGCAAAUAAUGGGGUGUAAUUACACUGCAAAUACGUUUUACGUUAUGGAUUGAAAAAGGGAUCGAGUUCAACAUUCGCAUACUCGGCGAAAGAUUAUCAAUUUUGCCGAGGGAGAUUAUCCCUCGAUAUCUAGAUGAAUAGC